Molecule: messenger RNA, 1870 nt
Organism: Cornus florida
Lineage: Eukaryota; Viridiplantae; Streptophyta; Magnoliopsida; Cornales; Cornaceae
Product: glucose-6-phosphate/phosphate translocator 2, chloroplastic-like
Exons: 6
Coding region: 324-1514 (396 amino acids)
Biological process (GO): transmembrane transport
Cellular component (GO): Golgi apparatus; membrane
Molecular function (GO): triose-phosphate transmembrane transporter activity; antiporter activity; phosphoglycerate transmembrane transporter activity
Source: RefSeq, a predicted model, not a curated record
GGUCGUCGCGAUCUUUAUACGAAAAGAUGAUCAUCGAAUCACAUGAAUAGUUUGGCUACGACUGAGAUUUCAAAGCAGAGAGCCAAAAGCGAUCACACCCACUUUCUCUCUCUACAAAUUCUUUCAUCUCUUUGUAGUGAUUCGUCGACUAUACACAAAGCUAAUCUGGUUCAUUGUGUUCAAAAGCUAUAUCAACAGUCUAUCUUUUGCUUCCUUUUUGGAAUUCAUUGUCUGUGAUCGACUAUAGACCCUUCAAAAUCCAGAGAUCUUUCAGGUUUUAAUCCUCUCUGUUGCGAUCCCUUUGUGAAAACCCAUUUUAAAGCAUGAUCUCAUCUGUGAAGCAAUCGACGGUGACUAUCAGUGGUUCUAAUAUUUUCGGGCGAAAGUCGGCAGUGCCGACGGGGAGAUUUUCUGUUCUGCCACCACUUACGGUGAAAGGUCUCCGGAGCUCCUCUGUCUCCAUCGCGAAACCGUUGUUUGUCUCUUCAAUUGAAGGUUUUGGGUCCUUGAAACGACCAUCGUCCAGAAAUGAAGAUGAGAAGAAGUCUUGUCUGAUAACAUGCAAGGCCUACGAGGCCGAUGGAUCACAGCCGAUCCAACCGGAGACGCGAUCUGAAGCAGCGCAGAAGCUCAAGAUCAGUGUCUACUUUGCGACAUGGUGGGCUUUGAAUGUCAUCUUUAACAUCUACAACAAAAAAGUGUUGAAUGCUUUCCCUUUCCCUUGGCUUACAUCCACUCUCUCGCUCGCUGCUGGCUCUCUCAUAAUGUUGAUUUCAUGGGCCACAAGAAUCGCUGAAGCUCCCAAAACUGAUCUCGACUUCUGGAAAACCCUAUUCCCCGUGGCUGUGGCACAUACAAUCGGGCAUGUGGCUGCUACAGUAAGUAUGUCGAAAGUGGCUGUGUCAUUUACUCAUAUCAUAAAGAGUGCUGAGCCUGCUUUCAGUGUGUUGGUUUCGAGGUUCCUGUUGGGUGAGACUUUUCCUGUGCCGGUUUACUUGUCCCUUGUUCCCAUCAUUGGUGGUUGCGGCCUUGCUGCCCUUACCGAGCUUAACUUCAACAUGACUGGUUUUAUGGGAGCCAUGAUAUCGAACUUGGCUUUUGUAUUUCGGAACAUAUUUUCGAAGAGAGGCAUGAAAGGGAAGGCUGUAAGUGGCAUGAACUACUAUGCAUGUCUCUCUAUGUUGUCUCUGUUAAUUCUCACGCCUUUUGCAAUUGCCGUGGAGGGACCACAAAUGUGGGCAGUUGGAUGGAAAAAAGCCAUCUCUCAAAUUGGACCAAAUUUCAUUUGGUGGGUAGCAGCACAGAGUGUGUUCUAUCACCUCUACAAUCAGGUGUCAUACAUGUCUCUGGACGAGAUCUCUCCCUUAACGUUUAGCAUCGGAAACACCAUGAAACGUAUAUCUGUCAUAGUCUCCUCCAUCAUUAUCUUCCGUACUCCUGUUCAGCCCAUCAAUGCUCUUGGAGCUGCCAUCGCUAUCCUUGGAACCUUCUUGUAUUCCCAGGCAAAACAGUGAGAAAUAUGGGAAUGAGGAAUUUAGAUAUGUUCCGUAGCAUAAAUUAUGGGAGAAAUGGCGGUGUAAAGAUUUCUUCUUAAGGCGUUGAUAAUUGCUGCUUUAUGGUUACAUAACCACCGGAAACGAGUAAGGUGGACAGCAGCUUUUGGUGUUGUAGAUAAGAUAAUAAGUGAGUUUGUUUUAAUCUUGAUGGAUUUUAUGGAGGUGGUUAGGGAGUUUUUUCCAUUUUUGUUUUUCUAGGUUCCUCAUGAGAUUGAGGAUAGAUUUCUUACAAUAAACAAGGAUAAUGUCCGAAGUUUUGUCUGUUUGAAGACCAAUAAUAGUGCAAUGAAUUAUGAGAGAUCCCAUUUCAACUA